This is a messenger RNA of Cataglyphis hispanica, 4358 nucleotides long. RefSeq names its product obscurin-like. Gene Ontology annotation, biological process: synapse organization. The transcript has 8 exons. The record is from RefSeq and is a predicted model, not a curated record. Lineage: Eukaryota; Metazoa; Arthropoda; Insecta; Hymenoptera; Formicidae. The coding region runs from base 1535 to 2518 and encodes 327 amino acids. Gene Ontology annotation, cellular component: neuron projection membrane.
ACUGACGGGGAAAAGGAAUGAGCGAACGAGAGACAGAAUCGAUUGAGUGGUAUCGAGUAAGAAAGAGAUGACAUAGAUCACGGCCAAGUAUGCUAGUGCACUGCCUCCUUUCUGGCUCGGCGCGGGGUUCAACGAUGCAUUAGGUCGAAAAAAAAAAAAAAAAAAAAAGGAUAGGAUCGGAACUGUAUCGUGAAAAAGAAGGGGCCUCGGUGUCGCAACGAGGGAUUGAGCUGAACGAAGAAAGGAGUGACGGAGGAAGUGAGAAAGGAAGAGAGAGAGACUCGUAUGAGAGAGAAAGGAUCGCGUUGAAAGAGGAUCGAAGAAAAGCACGGAGACUGCGUGAGAGCGGGAAAAGCGUAGCUGUUGGGGGCGGCAGCGGAAAAGCGAUGGAACGAGGGUGGCAGAGAGACAGAGAGGGGGAGGGGAUCGGACAGAGACAGAAGACGGAGGGUUCGUUUGCCGAGCUCAGUUACACCGCGCCCCUUGCGAUGAGCGUUACACUACACGGGUGAGAUCGUUGUGUCUUCCCGAGAAAGAGAGAGAUCACUUUUCUCUCUUUCAUUAUAGCUUUCCUCCUUUUUUUCGCGAUGGUGAAAAUAGCGUAAGCGGAUGCGAGGAAAAGUUAGGGAAAAAAUUUGCCUAAGAAAACAGAUAGCAUGUUGGAGAGAUGUGCACGUGUCUCUCUAUCGAAGAAUUAACACUCGACGUUAUCAAUGCUCGCGAUGGUGUCAUUAUCUAAAAUCUCACCGUCGAUCAAGAACGUUGGAUGUGAUUUAUUGAGUCACGAAUGAAUAUUUAAAAAAAAGGAAACAUAAAAAAUUGUGAGGCACAGCUGGUCUUCACGCGUGGAAAAGUGUUUAUUAUGAGAGCGAACUAUUCGGGAAACGACGCGACAUACACGUACAUUGAUGGAUUAUAUUUUUUCGGAUUUAUGUAUAAUACAAAUAAUGUGAUUUCUAAUUAAUCGGAUAGUGAUGGAGUGACGCCCAUAUUUGUUUGUUCGAGAAACAUUCAUUGAUAUCUUAAUCAAAAUAAUUCGAUUAUAUAAAUUAUCAUAAAUCGUCAUUUACAAAAAGAGACUUGGACACCUACUUGUUCGGAUUUGAAGCUGAUUGAAAUUAUCGAGACCGGAAGAAUGCUCGCAAUGAUGUAGAAGCGCGGUGUGGCAAAGUUUUAAUAGAUAAAAUACUUUCGGAAGAAAAUAUGAACAUGAUUGAGUGAUCGAUACGUGAUUUCGUUUAAAAAGUUUGCCGGUUGCGAAUAGGAAGGUACGAAGUAGCCGAAACUUUCAGAAACUUUCACAACUCUUCAUUGGUCAUUUAAAUUUGAAUCGGAUGAAGCAAAAUUAAAGAGCAGUUCAAUCUUCAGAUCAACUGUCAAAGUUCAAUGGAGCACGAGAUGUUACAUUUCAUCGCGCAAGGAUCUUGAAGGACGUCACAGGCAAGCUCCACAGCAUCCAGGAUGCAAUGACAACAAUGUCGAGGCCGUGGUACAUGGGCCGCAGCAGCGGGAACAGAUAAGGCAGCGAGCAGUCAUGUGUAAUGUCAUGUGGCUCCUUCGGCUCCUGACGAUCUACCGCCUGGCUCAUCUCUCAGCAUCCGGUACGCACACAGAAUUGCCUCUGGCGACCGACUCGAUUUCUACGAAAUCGACGACGGCGGCGAAGCGAUCUGUGCCGACGGAUGCACCAAUGCUGAAUUACAUCUUCGACACGCACAGCACCCUUAAUAAGCAUCAGCAUCAUCACGAUCACAAAUGGGGCCCACACUUCGAAGGCGAGAGCUCCAAUAUUACGGUGCAGGCCGGCGCCAGUGUCACUUUCGACUGUAGGAUAUCGUUGCUGCAAGACAAAACGGUAUCCUGGGUGCGACGGCAGGAGAGUGGCGAGAAGAUGAGUCUGCUGACAGUGGGCCAGCAAACGUAUACGGGCGAUUCGAGGUACACCAUCGAGUUUCAGUAUCCAGACAACUGGCGUCUGCGAAUCAAGCGUGUUAACAGCAGCGACGAGGGCCAGUACGAGUGUCAGAUCAGCACCCAUCCACCUAAGUUCAUUUAUGUUAACCUACACAUUAACGCACCGUCCGUCCAAAUAGUGGACGCCCUGGGCGAACCAUUGCGGGACAAGUACUACGAGGCUGAUAGCACUAUCGAACUACAAUGCGUCGUGCGUCAUAUAGCGAUGCAAGUGCAAUACAGCGUCGUCCAGUGGCUUCACGGCAACAGAGUCUUGAACUACGACACGACAAGGGGCGGCAUCAGCGUAAAAACGGAUCUGAUGGAGGAGGGGGCCAAUUCGACUCUCAGUAUAGCUAAGGUCGGACCUACGGAUAGCGGAAAUUACACGUGCCAGCUUACUACCCUGCCGGACCAACCUGCGACGGUUCACGUGCAUGUUCUAAACGGAGAAAGUUUAGCCGAGCUACAUCAUAGCGGCGCACGAACGGAUGCCGUUAGCUCGUCGUUAUUCUUCCUGGCCGUCGCUAUUCUUCUCGCCCGAUCAAGUCAGGUGCUUAGAUGAAGGCUUGACGAGCUCCCACGCGGGGGGAAACCUCGCGAGAACCUCGAGCUGCUGAGAAGCACUCCGUGACAAUGACAAAGAGAGACAAUGCUCCACGGCGCCAAAAGCAAAGUUUCGCGAACUUUUUUAUCGUCGUGACAGAAGGGUGGAGGAGAAAGGGUGGGCCAAAGAGAACAAGGGGAGAGAGAGAAAGUGUGUUACUCGUUUAACAUAUUGUGCACCGACAUAAGAGAAACGGAGAUAGUUGGCUGCGUUGUAUCUCUCAAAACGUCUUAUUCUAAACGUAUAUAGAUCGCAUGGCAUUCGAGAUGCGCGCGUGUCUGUAUCGCAAGAGAACACUACCUUCGUCAAUUCCCAGCGCGAUUCUAUUCGAACGAUUCUAUUCGAGAUUUAAUCAAAGGAUAGACAUCUCAGUGAAGGACCGGUUAGGAUAUCUUCUUAACGAGUGGUUGAUUUGCAAUUAAUUAGAAUUAAUUAGAAUUAUACGCUCGCACGUUUCUAGAAGGAGAUAUUAUAUUACUUUACUAUUAUAUUACUUUAUAUAUUAUUACAUUCAACGUGAUUAUGUAUUUAAUUAUCAUUUAUUAGCGAUACAUUAUUCACUAAAGCGUCUAUCCUAAUUUUACCGGCUCGGAUUCGCUCCGAUUUCCGCGUCUGCCUGCAAAGUUCCACCAAGCUUAAACGUUUCUGUAAUGUAACACCACAGGAUGCUUGCGAACCAACUUGAUUAACCGCAAGGAUAACAAGCAAGCUGCCGAGCAGAUGUAUCCUCAUUAAGCAAAUUAUCAGGUCACUGUAAAACGGUACUGCAACACAAUUAUAUUGAUCAUGCUGUUUAGCACGCGUUAAUUACACGAUAUUAACAUCCCGCCAAGUUAUCCUAACGCGAUCGACUAGAAAUGGUCAAAGUUAUCGCAAAAUCAUAAAUCUGUGCAUCGAAUAACCAAUAACCGGUAAACAAUAAAGGUCCGCGCCGUAAACUGCUAAUCGAGCUAUUGGAGUGGCUGAUAUCGCGUAUCACAAUGGCUGUGAUAAUCGAGACAAAUUGUUCGGUGUUUGAUUCGGCCCCAUUUAUCACUAUUCACGUCAUCGUAUUUCAAAAUUUCGUGCAUUCAUCGAGCCGUUACUAGCGCGGGAAGAAUUAAAAUGAAGAUUUUCGCGUACAACUCGCAAAUUUUUCAAUUAACAAGCUUUCAUCAUUUUACGUAACAUUAUUUUAUUAUUGAUAAUCUAUAAGCAGCAAAAUUCUCGCCCAGAGUCCAUCGAAAGGCUAUCGCCUAUUGGUAAGGGGAUUGCUCGAUUAUUCCGAUCAGCUCGCAAAUUAACGGAUAAUUACAAUAAUGAUAUAUCGCGCAUAUAUAUUGUUAUAAAGUUAGUUUAAUCUACGAUUAUUUUUAAUGAAAAAAUGCCAAGAAAAAUGUUUGGAUUAAAGCCAUUGAAUUAUAAUAAAGUUAUUGAAUUGACUAUAACUGUUCAUUGAGAUAUCAAUUAUGUUUUUUUAUCACAAAGUAUUAAUAUUGUACAUUCGUAUCAAUUUUGUUCGCGUCAAGAUACGUUCGAAUGUUGUCUUGUAGCCCGUAACAUAUGCGAAAACAAACAAUUACAACAACAAUUACAUACAGCAAAAAUAUUAAUUUGUGCCUCGUAUUAUAUCGCACAAAAAAAGGGUAACACGCUUGAAGACGUCAUUUGAAUGUAUAUUGUAUGGGCAGAUGAAGGUAUACCUGUCUUUCAUGCAGCCAACCAAAUCUCCAUGCCGUGCCGAGAAAAAGGAAAAGAGAGAGAGGAAAUGUGUGCGAGAGAGAGAAAGAGAUAAUGCGCUAUAAUAUAUAAAUUUAAA